GCGCGUCUUCCACCGUGGUGACUUGGUCAAGCCCAACAGGAGCCAGCGCAACACAGUUCGAAUCGACGGCACCGCCAUCAGGAAACGUGAUUUUACAGUUGAAAUUGUCGCAUACAUCAGCUAUCUCGUCAAUUUGAUUGCCAACGCCCCGUCGCUGCGAAGAUGCCGGCCGGUCGACGAUCAGGCCGCGCCGCCGCCAAACGUGCGGCCGCUGCUCUAGAAAACACGCCUAAGGGAUUCGCAGAUUUGGACGACGAGCUCAUGCCCGACGCGGACGCAGACAUGUCUGAGCUUCAAACAAAAGACGAUGACGAUGAAGAACACAUUGAGCCCCCUGAGGAAGAGAAUGGCGAUGGCUCAGAUGGCGACGGCGACGGUGACGGUGAGGCGGAAGGCGACACCACCGUCAACGUAAAAGAGGAAGGAUUGGAGCCAGAGGCCGAAGCCAACAAAGAGUCCUCGCCUCCGCGUACAAUCACCAUCAAAAAGCGUCGUCCUGGCCGCCCUCCCAAGAACAGAUCUCCCGAGUAUGAACUCAUUACCAUCGACAUUAGAGACCUGGAGCAGCCCAAGAAGCGAGGGCGAGGCGGAUGGAGGGGCCGCGGAGGCCGCAAGGGCGCGAUGGCUGCGAAGCCCGAGCAAAUCAUUGACGCUGAAGGAACUGUUGCCGAUAUUGUAGACGACGAGUGUGUGUUGCCCGAAGACCCCGAAGGCGAGACCAAGGUUGACAAGCUUGGUAACCUCAACGACGGCCGCGACUACCGAUGCCGAACAUUCACAGUCCUCGGACGCGGCAACAGACAGUACAUGUUGUCUACAGAACCCGCACGAUGUGUCGGUUUCCGUGACAGUUAUCUCUUCUUUACGAAACACCGCAAGCUUUACAAGAUUAUCGUUGACGAUGAGGAGAAGCGGGACAUGAUUGACAGAGACAUCAUCCCUCACUCGUACAAGGGUCGUUCGAUAGGUAUUGUCACAGCCCGCUCUGUGUUCCGAGAAUUCGGUGCCCGUAUUAUCGUUGGUGGAAAGCGCGUUAUCGACGACUAUGCUGUGACGCGGGUCAAGGCAGAGGGCGCCGUCGAGGGCGAGCUCGCGGAUCCAGCAGAUAUCAUUGUUCCCGGCGAACCCUACAACAAGAACCAAUACGUUGCCUGGCACGGAGCCAGUGCUGUCUAUCACACAAACGUGCCCUCGGUACCAGAUCCCACGGGCAAGCCGGAAUACAAGAAGCGCAAGGUGAAUGUCAACGAUACAAACUGGAUGCUCGAGCAUGCUCGCGAGGCCAGCACUUUCAAUGCAAACAUCAACUCUGUGCGAAAGCUCAACAACAAUGGCGUUUACGACAUCCAUACCAAUGUCAUUCAGUACCCUGCCGUCAUGCAGCCCACGCAGGCGCGAAUUGUCCAAGUGGCUCCUGGUGACGACAAGGUAGCUACCGCUACUUUCCCCGCGGUGCCGCUCAAGAUUGCACGCAACUUCAUGGUGGCAGAUGUCAUCUACCAGAGCCCGUCUGGCGUCGGUCCAUCGGCUGCAUCUGCAGCAUCGGACGCCGCCGACAUGCGAGCCGCGUUCCACAGCCUCGAGGCUGUCCCUGACGACGUCAAGGCCUUGCUGCCGCCAGAUUGCCGCAAGGCUUUUGAUGCAGCCAUUAACAAGGACAAGGAGUGGAAGGCUCAAUGGGGCACGGAGAGCAGUGCCUCGUCACGACGACAACCCAUCAUCGACAAGGCUAUUGUGCCCUACAGCAAGGGCUAAAUGGUUUAAAAAGAGUGGUGGCGAUAGAGCAAUGAGUUGAUUUUAAAGAAAGUGUAGCGACACAUGAACUUGGGAGCCACCGAGAGGCGUUUGGUUGCAAUUGACAUUAUGGGCUUGGAACACGAUUUUUCGCAUGUAUAUUACAAAGUGUGUGGUUUCAGAGUGUAGUAGCUGUAGCUAGGCCUGUAAUAUCGUGAUUUUUAUUGUUACAUCGAAGAAAACUCCUGUACAGUGUGUGCCUGGAAUUCCCCUCCAAAGCAGUAUAUGGGGAUAUCGUAAAGUAAAUAGUAUCCGCCCGGACGGCUGCUUAUAACCCAAUCCGGGGUAUAUCUUUGUCGACGGAAGCACAGUGGCUUUCAGUCUGCCAGAUGCUCCCGCCAGCUCCAAUUGAAAUGUUGGGACUGUAAAGAUCCCAUGCCAAAAAAAAUUGUUCCACUCGGGUAUUUGCUCGUUCCCUCGCGGUCAACCCGUCACCCUGACUCCUUUUCCAUGUUAAAGGUCAUCUAAGUUGCGCCAAGACAAUAAUUGGUCAAUAAACUGCAUUUAAGCAGCACCGACGAGGAUGUUGUUGAUGGGGAUGUGGACUAAGAAGAAGCGAAAUGUCAGCACGUGCAACCAACCACAUAUACAGCUUGCUUUGCUGAGCCCGUGUAUUAUGAAUCGAAUACUUACUCAGCUUGACGACGUAGCCAACAGUGCCCAUGGUCAAGAAACCAACGGCAAUAGCCUGGGAGAUCUUGAUGAAUUCCUUGCGGUCGGCUGCAGACAAGUUAGCAAUUAUUGUCGAUGCUUGAGCUGCUGCACGAGUGACGACUGGGGUUGACUCGGUGUGUCUAGUCUAGAAUAAAUAGACAUUGGCACAAUCUCAAGAGCCAAUCCAUCGGUCCUGCGCAUAGCAAUUGGUCGCAUGGGACGUACGCUUCUGGCACUUGUUGAUGAACUGGACGCCGUCCUUGAUGAACUCCUUGGGGAGCUCGAUGAGGCUCUCAACUUGGUCGGCCAUUGUGAAAUAUCGGAGGGAUGUGUGUGAAGAGAGGGACUGGAAGAUGCGCGCGGCGGUAAGGAGCGGAACGAGUCUGGGGAGAUGGGCGUGGAUGAAGUCGAGGUUGUCGCGAGACUAAAUGAGGCCAGGAGAAGUGGAAAGGGUUCAACGUCGGUAUCGGGCCACGUCGCACCUCCCGCGCUGCCCGCCAGUGGGCUCUGUGGCCUCCAUUCCCCAGUCUCGUCACGUGACCUUGAAUUCUGUCCAGGGUCUACGGCUACCUUCUACAGGUUAGCUGGCUUGAUUUUCUUGUGUAUUUAAAAAUUAUUUAUUUUAU
Messenger RNA from [Torrubiella] hemipterigena, 3074 nucleotides. NCBI's taxonomy places the organism in Eukaryota, Fungi, Ascomycota, Sordariomycetes, Hypocreales, Clavicipitaceae. The record is from the annotation of a GenBank genome assembly.